This is a messenger RNA of Leptosomus discolor (cuckoo roller), 899 nucleotides long. The record is from RefSeq and is a predicted model, not a curated record. NCBI's taxonomy places the organism in Eukaryota, Metazoa, Chordata, Aves, Leptosomiformes, Leptosomidae.
GUAUUGGUCAGUGGACAUCUGGACAGCUGGGAUGUUGGGCAGGGAGCUAUGGAUGAUGGUGGUGGAGCAUUUAUAUCAUGGGAAGCAUUAUCACUCAUUAAAGAUCUGGGACUUCGCCCAAAAAGGACUCUGCGCUUGGUGCUAUGGACAGCAGAAGAGCAAGGAGGAAUAGGUGCUAAGCAAUAUUAUCAGUUGCAUAAGGAAAAUAUCUCCAACUUUGACAUCGUCAUGGAGUCUGAUGAGGGCACCUUCAGGCCGUCUGGACUGGGUUUUACUGGCAAUGCUAAAGCUCGGGACAUUGUGAAAGAGAUCGUGACUCUGCUGCAGCCCAUCAAUGUUACGGAAGUUUACGACGACGCAGAUGGAACGGACAUUGAUUACUGGAUGAAAGAUGGGGUGCCUGGUGCCAGCUUGCGUGAUGACCUCAGUAAAUACUUCUGGUUUCACCAUUCUCAAGGGGACAUGAUGACAGUUCAGGAUCCAAACCAGAUGAAUCUCUGUGCUGCUGUUUGGACUGUUGUCUCCUAUGUAAUUGCUGACAUGGAGGAGAUGUUGCCAAGGUAAUAAAACAUCAAGAAAGAAGAUUUCUGUUCUUCAGUAAAGAUUGUGAGUCCACUAAUGCGUAUGGUCUACAGCUGUGGGAAAUUCUGUUUUUCGCCCUGAUUUUGUGCAUUAUGAUGUCUGUUUUCCUCAAACCAUAUGCUCUUUUACACAUUCAUGUUUCUUUUUGCUGUUUCAAUAUCUUCCAUUUGUGAUUUUCACCUAAAUUUCUUCUUUUAAGUACUUUUUAAAAUUCUGAUGAAGGUAUGAUACCUCUUUGACUGUGAUAUAACAACUGUUUUGUGCAAAGUGAUUUGUGCAGCAGGAAUAAUAAACCAAAUAAAUUUGUUGCAUCAGAA